UACACCCAGAACCAGAAACACAACAGGGAAAGUUCUUCUAGUUUUUCAGGUUCUGGAAAAGAAAAAUGUUUUUUCCAAAACUAGCUAUCAUCAUCACUGCACUUGCAUUAGUCCCUUUGAUUUUCAUCAAUGAAUCUGAUAGUGCUGAGGUUACACCCUUUGCUUCUCAGAAAGUUAACCUUUCAGUGUACUAUGCAAGCCUAAGCCAACCUUGUGCAACUUUCAUUGUUAAGAAUCUGGAGGAAAUUUUCCACAGGGAUCUCAUCAACAUUCUCAACCUUCAGCUAGUUCCUUGGGCCAAUGCUUAUGUCGAUAAGACUAAUCAUUCUAUAAUAUGCCAGAAUGGCCCUGAUGAAUGCGAGCUAAAUUCGUUGGAAGCAUGUGCUCUCAACGUUUUGGAUGAUGUGAACAAACAUUAUGCUUUGAUUUACUGCUUUGAGUUUCUGGCAAUUGAGGGAAGGCACAAGAAUUGGCAGGACUGUUUCAGCCAAUUGGACUUGCCUUUGGAACCUAUUCUGAGCUGCUAUAACAGAGGAAAUGGAACAGAGCUUGGACAAAAAUAUAUCAACGAAACAACUCUCUUUUACACACCCCACGAAUUUCUGCCUUGGGUGGUAGUUAACAAUCAAUCUAUUGGAAAGGAAUAUGAAAAUUUUACACGCUAUGUUUGUGAGGCUUAUAAAGGCAUUCCGGCUCCAGCAGCAUGCAACCGUCGCUAGGAAUUGAUGAAGUCCAAAUAAACUAUAAAGUGUGUAUAUGCAUGGCUUUAUAAACAUGAGAAGAAUAUUUUGGUGAAAGCUCUUCAGGAAAAACACAACCUGGUAGAACAACUUAUAUUUACACUAGUCAUCAAGGCAGUGAUGAAGUCACCUUAUAUGUACAUGAUUCACAAAAGGGAAAAAAAAUUAAAGCAAAUACCCAAAUAAUUUUAAUACAUAUGUUGCUAUAUGCACGUUUUAUGUUA
This is a messenger RNA of Glycine soja, 964 nucleotides long. RefSeq names its product gamma-interferon-responsive lysosomal thiol protein-like. Gene Ontology annotation, molecular function: oxidoreductase activity, acting on a sulfur group of donors, disulfide as acceptor. The transcript is spliced from 5 exons. Bases 66 to 719 code for a protein of 217 amino acids. Lineage: Eukaryota; Viridiplantae; Streptophyta; Magnoliopsida; Fabales; Fabaceae. The record is from RefSeq and is a predicted model, not a curated record.